AUGGAAAAUUCAAUUGGUUUAGGAUUAAUUCAUGGGCUUAUGUAUGGGAUUGUACCAGUAGCACCAUGGUUUGUAGCUCUUAAACGUUAUCUCUUAGAGGGAAAAGAAAAAGGACAACUUGCGGUAGCUGGAACGAUUGCGGGACAGGUCACUCUUUUAGCCUUAACAUUUUUCGGAUGGAGUCGUGUACUCUGGGUUUGGUAUUAUUUUGAACCGGCUUUAAUUAUUCUUGGAACAAUGGCAGUCGUUCGCUGUGCUCUCGAUUGUUGGGUGGAACAAGAAUCAAGUUUACGAACUGCAGCUUUAGGUCCUGGGGCCGGACAAUUAGCUAGUAAACAAGAAGGACUUUACUAUUUUCUUAUGAGUUUUGGGUUAAUGUUUUGUAACCCACUGCAUUUAGAAGGGAGUCAAACACUUCUUAGUUCUAUUCCUGGAAAUCGUUAUGUUUAUUUACUGGCUUUUACAGUGUCGUAUACAGCCAUUAUCUUCAUUUUUUGGGUAACACUUGGCUACCGUAUUUUUGGUAAGGCUUACUCAGGCUUUGGUGCCCAACAAACAUUAAAUCGUUACCGUAUUCGUCGUGUAUCUGUAGGUAUCGUUGCAGCAUUAUUUUUACAAUUUGCCAACUGUACUCCGGAAGCACUCGUGAUUUACCAUUGGGAUAGUCUCCUUGCCUAUACACCGUUUGAUGGUUUAAAACACCACCGAACGCGUGGGUAUACAUGGGAACCCUCAAGUGAUAAUGCAUUUGAAUUGAGUCGUCAAAGUUACCGUGCGACGAAUAGAGCAGGUGUCAGCUUUGAACAAGGGGCAAAACGUGCAGUCCAGUUUAAACCGUUCUGGAAUACUGAGACUCGUUUUGAUGAGUGUAAUCAAGUUCGUGAACGUGAAUUAUCCAAUGAGGAUUGGAAUGCUGAAGCAACUUUUCAUGAAUUUCAGGGAAUUAACCAAGGUGUUUUACGCGCUCGUUCGGUUCCAUUUAAUUUGUAUAUGGUACCGAAUUGGGAAAAACAAGAAGAUAAAAAUUAUUUAUUAACAUUACGUCAAAUUCGUGACGAAAUGGAUGAUAAGUUAAUGGCAGAAUCGAGUCCACAGGAACGCUUCCUCGUAAGCCCAUUUACUGAUAAUUUGGACUAUGAGGUUGACUACCAAGUGUAUCCGGAACUUAUGGCGGAAAAAGCACAAACAAAAACAGCUUAUGCUGAUAUGGUGAAAUUAAUCCGUGGUACUAAAUGGACAUCAAACCAUGUGCACCUUGGGGAUGGUACUGAUGUGGAAAUGUCCUAUGCUAAACUUCAUGCACUUCCAGCUGAAGUCCGUUUACCAUGGCACUAUCCAGUAGUUAAACCGACUGAAGUGGUUGUCCAAACUUCGUCUACGGAUACACCCGAUUCGGUACAACUUUUAAAUGAUGAACUUCAAGAAAAUUUACAUUUUUUCAGUAAUGAACCGGAGCGUAUUCAGCAAAAUGUGUACAAACGUUUAUGGGAACAUCGUACAUUUGGAAAAGUGACUCCACGUAUGAUUGAUGACAAAGUUCAAAAACGAUUGGACGAUCGUGUAAAUAUGCGUCGCGAAGCUUACGUCUCAUCGAACCCUACGAAAGCUAAAUAA
This is a messenger RNA of Ostreococcus tauri, 1614 nucleotides long. Lineage: Eukaryota; Viridiplantae; Chlorophyta; Mamiellophyceae; Mamiellales; Bathycoccaceae. The record is from the annotation of a RefSeq genome assembly.